Messenger RNA from Eutrema salsugineum, 1302 nucleotides. RefSeq lists its product as uncharacterized. NCBI's taxonomy places the organism in Eukaryota, Viridiplantae, Streptophyta, Magnoliopsida, Brassicales, Brassicaceae. The record is from RefSeq and is a predicted model, not a curated record. The transcript has 4 exons. Bases 19 to 1101 code for a protein of 360 amino acids.
AAUUUUCGCUGUGCUCCGAUGUUAUCCUCCUCCGGAACCGGGAGCUCCCUCUUAUGGCGGUACCGUACACCUGCACCUCCACCUCUGCCUUCCUUCAAAGCUCUCUCCUUUCCUUUCUCUUCCAGUUUAGCGUUUAUUCAUAGAACCAAAAUUUCUCCUCUUUCUUGUUCAGCUGAAACCUCCUCUGAUAUUGCCUUGGCGCAGAGCCAGCCUGCUACUGAAUUCGAUCCCUGGUCGGAGUUCGCUCAAAAUGUGUCUGGCGAAUGGGACGGUUUCGGAGCAGAUUUCUCGCGCGAAGGGAAACCGCUGGAACUACCUGAAUCGGUGGUUCCAGAAGCCUAUAGAGAAUGGGAAGUGAAGGUGUUCGAUUGGCAGACGCAGUGUCCCACUCUUGCCCAGCCCGACGCACAGACCUUUCUUUACAAGUCCAUCAAACUCCUCCCCACCGUGGGAUGUGAAGCUGAUGCAGCCACCCGUUACAGCAUCGACCAGAGGAGCACCGGGGCUAGCAAAUCUUCUGCAUUAGCAUUUUCUUAUUCUGUCUCCGGCUCCUAUGUCGCGGUGUGGCCUCUGGGGAACAACCGCCUAGAGGUGGAGCAUUGCCUCAUCAGUCCAAACGACAAGGAGUCUCGUGUGAGGAUUUUUCAGGCUGUCCGCUUAGCAGAGACCAAAAUGUUGCUCCAGAGUGUCAAAGUUUUCUGUGAGCAGUGGUACGGCCCGUUCAGAGAUGGCGAUCAGCUCGGAGGGUGUGCCAUCCGUAGCUCCGGGUUUGCUUCUACACCUUCCACAGCGGCUUCAGUGGUAGCUGGUUCUUGGAGAGUUCUACUUGCUUCUACUAGCUUUCACGCCCCUGAUUCCGGUUGCAUUCAGCAAGUUACUGGCGAGAAGGUGAUUGAGAUUGUGCGAGAAGAAAAGGAUCUUUUGUUGCUUCCGCAACAGCUGUGGUGCUCACUCCAAGAAAGCAAAGACGGCGAAAGAGUAUUUUCAGUAGGAUGGUUAUUUGAGCCAGGCCAUGCUGUCACUUCUUCCUGUGUCUUCUCAAGCGAUUCUAAGCUAAAGGAGGUAACAAUGGGAAGAGAGACUGCUCUAUCAAAUGUAUAGUCAUCAACUAAAACUCCACAGUAAUCAUUCUUAUAGUUUUCUUUAUAGGAUGUGUGCAUAUAAGUCAAAUUACAAUAAUCUCAUAAGACUCCCUAUAUCAUGUUGGUUCAGUUUAUCUGUUAAUACACAUCAGUACAUUUUAGAGUGCAGAGCCUUUGUCGAUUCAAUGUUUACUGGGAAGGAUCCAGACCAUGUAAACCA